UUGUGAGAAGUUGUGUAUUAACCGUCAUCGUGCUGCAGAGUUUUCAUAUUGAAAAAAAUGGAAGAACCACCAACCGCGCCCCUGGGAUGCUGCUCCCGGACGGGCAGAUUCUUUUUCGCCUAUUGGCGGGCGAUAGUGCUGGUGAUCACACCUAUGAUUGCAGCUUGCGUAUUUUUCGUCGACACAAACCCAGCCUUCAGGUGCUUGUUCACUGUGAUUAUAAUGGCGAUCUACUGGGUUACCGAGGCGCUUCCACUGCCCAUUACAUCCAUACUGCCAGUGAUAAUGUUCCCGCUGCUGGGCGUCCUGGAAUCCGACAAGACCUGCAUGAUGUUUAUGAGGGACACGUUGGUUAUGUUCCUGGGGGGUAUUAUUCUGGCGCUUGCGAUCGAGUUCAGCAAUAUGCAUAAGAGGAUUGCCCUGAAGGUGAUCUCGUUGAUUGGAUGCAGUCAUCGGAAGUUGAAUUUUGGACUGAUGGGGGUCACGAUGUUCGUGUCGAUGUUUAUCUCCAAUACGGCUGCCACGGCUAUGAUGUGUCCGAUAAUAAAAGCCAUCCUGGAGGAGUUGGAGCAGCAAGGAUUAUGCAAGAUGCAUCUCGAACCGGUUCCUUCGGGAAAACCAGAAGGCGCGACGGGGGCUGAGGAACCAAAGUUACCGAGUAAAGUAACCGUGUGCUACUACACAGGAGUGGCAUUCGCAGCCAACAUUGGUGGUUGCGGAACACUGCUGGGAUCCGGUACAAAUCUAACCUACAAAGGAAUCUACGAGAGCCGAUUCCCCGACGGAAAUCAAGUGGACUUUCCCGGAUUCAUGGCAUUCAACGUGCCGGGGAUGCUAGUGUCGACGCUUCUCGUGUACAUAUAUCUUCAGGUAGUUCUGAUGGGUUUGUAUAGACCCAAAAGCGCAGCAGCAGCUGACGCUACAAUGAGCCCAGAGGGGGAGCAAACAGCACGCCGAGUGCUGAUGGCUCGACUAGAGGAGUUGGGUCCGAUGACGAGCCACGAAAUCGGCGUUGCCGUGCUGUUCGUGUUUUCGAUAUUUCUCUAUUUUACCAGACAACCAGGCUUCAUGAAGGGAUGGGCGGACGUUUUGUCGACUGUGAGGAUCCAAGAUUCUGCCCCUGCCAUUAUCACGGUGGUGUUGAUGUUCAUAAUACCUGCCAACUGGAAGUGGUUAAACUAUUUCAAACUAAAACCAGCUGAGUUGCCAAAGGUGGCAACAACGGGUCUAAUAACGUGGCAAUUUAUAAACGAUAAAAUGCCUUGGAAGUUGAUGUUCCUCCUGGGAGGUGGCUUCGCACUGGCAGAAGGUGGAAGGGUUACUGGAAUGGCACAUAUGAUUGGCCAAUCGCUUUCUGUGUUGAAUGAAUUACCGGUGCUGGUGAUAUUGUUUAUAGCUCUGGUCGCAGCCCAUGGACUGACAGAGUUUGCGUCGAACGUUGCUAUUUGUAACAUUAUUCUACCAGUUCUAGCGGAAAUGUCUGUGGCUAUAGAGCUCCACCCUAUGUAUCUUAUGCUGCCGGCAGCUGUUACGUGCAGUUAUGCCUUCAUGCUUCCUGUUGGAACACCUCCCAAUGCUCUUGUCGUUGGAUUGGCCAAUAUUCAAUCUAAGGAUUUGAUGAUUGCUGGAGCUGGUGCUAAAGUUAUAACACUGCUUGUUACGUGGUCAAUUUUUCCUCUCCUGGGACCUUUGAUUUAUCCUGAAAUGAAUUCCUUUCCGGAGUGGGCCUGGUCAGACAAAAAUGCUACAGACGAUUUGAUGAAACAAUAUUGGCUCCGAUACGAUGAGUGAAGCUGAAG
This is a messenger RNA of Toxorhynchites rutilus septentrionalis, 1799 nucleotides long. RefSeq names its product protein I'm not dead yet-like. Lineage: Eukaryota; Metazoa; Arthropoda; Insecta; Diptera; Culicidae. The record is from RefSeq and is a predicted model, not a curated record. Bases 58 to 1791 code for a protein of 577 amino acids. The transcript is spliced from 6 exons. Gene Ontology annotation, cellular component: membrane. Gene Ontology annotation, molecular function: succinate transmembrane transporter activity; citrate transmembrane transporter activity. Gene Ontology annotation, biological process: citrate transport; monoatomic anion transmembrane transport.